This is a messenger RNA of Diuraphis noxia (Russian wheat aphid), 947 nucleotides long. RefSeq lists its product as uncharacterized. NCBI's taxonomy places the organism in Eukaryota, Metazoa, Arthropoda, Insecta, Hemiptera, Aphididae. The record is from RefSeq and is a predicted model, not a curated record.
AUGGGAAAUUUAAUAUUAAAAAAUGUGUUGGAAAGAGUAAAACAAUUAAAGUUUUACAGUGUUAUCUUCAACGAAACUACUGAUAUAUCAAAAAUAUCUCAGUUAGUCACUGUUAUUCGAUAUGUAUAUAAAAACGAAGUAUACGAAGAUUUUGUCGGGUUUUUCAUCAAGAAAACUAUAAAAAAUACUGUAGGGGAAGUAGAACCUAAAAUUACUGGUGAAAUUAUAGGAAAUUCAGUUUUAAGUAUUUUAGAUAAACUUGAUUUACCAUUUGAAAAGUGCGUUGGAAUUACAACAGAUGGAUGCUCUGUUAUGCUAUCCAAAAAAUGUGGAGCAGUUAAAACACUUGCAAAAAUGAAAAAUGCAAUCAAAUACACUUGUUUUAGUCAUGCCUUAAAUAUGUCGAUUAUGAAAGGAUGCAAAAUAAAAUUCAAAGUCAGAUUCGACGAAGAUUUAAUGUCAGUUUAUGAUCUAGACGUGGUGCUGCCCAACAUAAUUAAAAUAAAAUCUAUUUUUGAUGACAAAUGUAGAUUAAACAAUAAAAUAAAAAACGUAAUUAAUCAAUUCGGUGACUUAGUAGUUUGUGAAAUAAAUAUACCUAGAGAUAUUUUAGAAUCUACGUUGAUGGGUAAAUUUGAAGUUUGGCAUAAUAAUUGGUUGCAAGACGAACAAUUACCUUCAUCACAUUUAGAAGCUCUCAAACGGUGUGACCCGUACUGUUUUUCUGGAAUUUAUGUAUUAUUAAAAAUACUUAUCACGUUACCAGCUACAGGUGCGACAGCUGAACGGAAUUUUUCAUCAUUACAACGAAUCAAAACAUGGAUGAGGUCGAGAAUAUCAGAGGUACGACUAAAUGGACUGGCAUUAUUACACGAUCAUCGAGAUGUCGAGAUAAACCAUGAUGAUGUCAUUGACAUAUUUACUCAAUCAGCAAACAGAAUAUUGGA